Molecule: messenger RNA, 4200 nt
Organism: Myripristis murdjan (pinecone soldierfish)
Lineage: Eukaryota; Metazoa; Chordata; Actinopteri; Holocentriformes; Holocentridae
Gene: loxl1
Product: lysyl oxidase-like 1
Exons: 7
Coding region: 417-2144 (575 amino acids)
Biological process (GO): collagen fibril organization; peptidyl-lysine oxidation
Molecular function (GO): protein-lysine 6-oxidase activity; copper ion binding
Source: RefSeq, a predicted model, not a curated record
UAGGAGCCUGCAGUCGUGCAGUGUACAGGCACUUUUUUCCAUAAGGCAGAGAGCAAUGCUCAGUCUACUGACAGGCGAGCAAGCAGACCAACAAGGAGCCAGGAUAUAUUCUCACAACUCUCACAGACACCACUGGGUUCUCUGAAGUCUACUAUCCCCCUCCUGGGUAUGAUUGCUCCUGGAUGUGCACUCAACCUCCUCUAUUGCUGACAGCAAGGUCCUGCAGAUGGACUCAACCACAGGCUUGCUCUUUAUCAACACUUCUGUCUCCACAGUGUCCUCUAGACUUGAACUAUACCUACGGAAAGAGGAUACUCAUGCUUUACUGACAGGGCUACAGGUGGUUUGAGUUUGAGCUGCUGGUGAACUGGAACAGUUUUUCCUGUGCGGUGAGCUGUGGUGUCUUUGAGGCCAGUAUGCUGCAUAUUGUUGUGGCAUGUUUGGUAUCUUUCCUGCUGGGCUCAGGGCAGGCACAGGUUGCCACACAGAGUCGGGGGCGGAUCCAGAACCAGGGCCAGGGGCAGGACAGUUCUAGCACCCCUUGGAGGCAGGUGAUUCAAUGGGAGAACAAUGGUCGUGUGUUUAGCCUACUCAACAGUGGAGCUGAAUAUGUCCCUGCUGGGACCCCAACCCAGGACAGAGGUCCUAGGGUUGUUGUGGCAGACACUCGUCCACGCUCUACACAUAGACCUCAGGGAGGCAAUGUCCGCAGACAGGCUCCAUCAAGAGGAACCUCUGAGACAGUCCGAGGGCAGGCCAGACACCCCUUUGGCUUUGGGCAAGUACCUGAUAACUGGAGACAGACCUCGGGGAGCACAGGUGGUAGCCGAUUUCAGUCUUCCACUAGCACUCGGUUAAGGCCAUCCACAGGCUCUUCUUCCUCUUCAUCCUCAUCAUCAUCAUCUUUUUCUUCAUCAUCAUAUAAUGUGCCAUCCUACCAACAAUACCCCUUCCCUAAUCAGCCUCCCUAUGUUGCUGUGCCUUAUGACCCCACUUUGGCGGAGGGGCAGGUGAGGAGCUAUGAGCCACCCUUUCAACCUGUUGUCCCUGGAGGAACAUACAAUGGUGGAGUAUAUGGGGGUGGAGGGGGGUAUACUGGAGUAGGAUACGGAGGUGGUCUGGGUCCUGUGGUCCCAGGUUCUCCUCCUGAAUACACUGAAGACGGUUACCGCUAUUACCAGUCUUAUGGCUAUGUGCCCAAUCCUGUGGUGCCAGCACGGGUUGCCCAGCCACAUUUUUCAGAUGGUCUGGACCGCAGAUAUACCCACAGUCUCUACAACGAGGACUCUGCUCCUGCUGUGCCUGCCCCUGAUGCUAACCAAGCUACCCCAGUAAUAGUGGACAGGACAGGACAAGCUGCUCAAUCCCCAGUCAGAAGCCCUCAGUAUGAGCAGUUUCCUCCAUUUGGAAGACCCCAGCCUCCCUUCGUGCAACCCAUUCCUCCCGGCAGAGGCUCUCCAAAUUCAGCCCUUGAGAACCCCAGUAUCAAUGUAGGGAGCGUGUAUCGACCAGAACAGAGAGGUUUGCCUGAUCUGGUUCCUGAUCCCAACUAUGUCCAGGCUUCUACAUACAUCCAGAGAGCCCACAUGUACUCUCUUCGCUGUGCUGCUGAGGAAAAAUGUCUAUCAAGCACUGCUUACAAUUCUGAGACCACCGAUUAUGACGUGAGGGUCCUGCUGCGCUUCCCACAGAGGGUUAAGAACCAAGGGACUGCCGACUUCAUGCCAAACAGGCCGCGUCAUACCUGGGAGUGGCACAGCUGCCAUCAGCACUACCACAGUAUGGAUGAGUUUAGCCAUUAUGACUUACUGGAGGUCAGCACUGGCCGUAAAGUGGCUGAGGGACACAAAGCCAGCUUCUGUCUGGAGGACACCACCUGUGACUUUGGCCACCUGAAGCGCUACGCCUGCACCUCUCACACUCAGGGUCUGAGCCCGGGCUGCUAUGAUACAUACAAUGCUGAUAUUGACUGCCAGUGGAUCGAUAUCACAGACAUCCAGCCAGGAAACUACAUACUAAAGCUCCAGGUUAAUCCCAAGUAUUUGGUACUGGAAUCAGACUUCACCAACAACGUGAUUAGAUGUAACAUUCAUUACACAGGACGCUUCGUCACAACAAACAACUGCAAGAUAACACAGUCUUGAUCAGACACAGGAAGGCUGCCCAGCCGAAGUAGCCAUCCAGAAGAAUGCUGUUCCAUUGAAAUGUGAAUGGAAUCCUUUUGUUGUUGUUGUUGUUUUUGUUGUUGUUGUUGUUGUUAUUGUGUCAUUGUUGAUGCUUUUUGUCUUGAGAUUGUUUUUUGUGCUGUUUUGGUAUCCUGGGCCCAUGGCAAACAAGGGUUCAGCUAGCACUGAAAAGAAUGUGGGGUAUUCACACACACACACACACACACACACACACACAAAGACACACACACCACAUAAUGCACAUUGCAUGCUGCACACUGACGUGCCCAUAAUAAACCAACACUUCAGACCCCUGGAGCCUCCAUGAUAAUAUAUAAUAUUCCAUAUCUUUUACUCACUGCCCAAUCCACCCUUAUCCCUCUUAUUGCUAUUCUGCCAUUCAUAAUAUGGCUUGGUUACAUUCUAGGACACAUCAUAGACAUUUCAAAUUAGGUCCUUGCUAUAUCUGCACACAACCAAAAACAUCUGUGCACGCCCCCACAGAGUGACUCCAUUUUAUUAUAAAUAAGGCGUGAAAUGGUGCGGGUGCUGAAAUGAGUGGUCACAGACAAGUCAGGGUUCAGCUGCAAACCAACAAAUAAAAUUAAGGGGGAAGUCUUCCCAGGUGCAUUAAUCCAUGCUGUCUGGGGGAGAGACAGAGAUGCCCAGUGACUCAGAAGAACUGUAAUCUGUUGGUUUAUUUCUCCUCACUGCCUCACACUGGGCCUGGCUAGAGAUACUAUGAUUCUCUGGGCACAUCCUGUUCACUGUUCAGUGUUUACCAGCGAGAGGAAGACUGCAGGUCUCGUUUGCAUUUGUAGUCUCCAUCUAACAGUCAGUCAACAUAAAGCUAGACUGCAGCACUCCAUGCUUUACCCCUCCUAAUCCCCUUGUAGUCAUAUUUUGUCCUUUUUUCCUCUUUUCUUAUUUCAAUAAAAAGCUAACAGGAAGCUCAAGCAGUUGUCAAUUUCAAAGAGGUGCUUUCCAGAAAACAAGACUCUCACAGUGUAUGCCAUGCGUUUACACUGGUUUUGUGUCUCUUAUUCAACUACCAACACUGGUCAGGUGGCACAUAUGUCAUCUAUACCUUUUUUAAGAAUGUACAUUACCAAUAUUCCACUGACGCAUAACUUUGGUCAUGGAGAACGUUUUAUUUCUUUUAACUGAUUGUUUCUCCUGAUUGAAUUGUUACUGUAAUUUGUGAAAUUCCAUGUGCUUCUAUAUAUAGUUUGUCAAGAUCAUUUGAAUCACUCUUUGUUUUAUUCAGUAGCACUACUGCUACAGACUUCAUUGUGAUGCAGAGUGCCAGAAAGCCGUCUCUACCUACCUCUCUAAAUGAGUGAGCUAUUGUUUGCCGUUGAGUGUGUGGUUUCCAUUAGAAAUCCCUGUGAUGGCUCACAAUGGCCUCCUGCCACUUUGUUGCAGCACAUAUCCAAAGCCCUUGGGUCUAUUGAAUAUAUCAAGGAUUAAAUGAGUUUGGACACAAACAAAUGAAGAAUCAAAUUCUAAAACUCUAAAUAUCCGUUUUUGAGAAAGAAGUCACUUGAAAUGUAUUAUUUCUAAAAUAUAAAGGAUCUAGUCUGCCUGUAUUGACUGAUAAGAAUGACUUUAGUUAUCUGUUAUAUUUUAAAAAGCACCGAAAUUAGUUGUUUUGUGUUUUUGUAUCAAUGUGCAAGGGCAUCACAUUUUUUAGAUAUCCUACCUAAUUCUGGAAAUCUUAUUUGGGAACAAAACUCAUCAAGUGCAGUACGGGCUUAUUAGUAUCCAAUUUAUCUACCAUAGAACACAGACCUUUCAUAUUGUACUGUAAAUAGUCAGCUCUUUUAUUUGAUCUAAAAGUCAUUGUAUUCUGGUCGCUCAAGAUUAUACUGUAUGCUCACUGAGACAGAUACAACAAUAUGUGAUUAUGACUUUAAGCGGCAUCACAGUGUAAAAAUAUGUGACAGUUAUAUCUCCGAGAUGUGGUGAUGAAUUUUCAGUGUCUCAUUGAACACCUGUCAAAAAUGACAUAUACAAUAAAGACAUUUACACAUCU